Molecule: messenger RNA, 2364 nt
Organism: Neohortaea acidophila
Lineage: Eukaryota; Fungi; Ascomycota; Dothideomycetes; Mycosphaerellales; Teratosphaeriaceae
Exons: 2
Coding region: 67-2163 (698 amino acids)
Biological process (GO): lipid homeostasis; fatty acid beta-oxidation using acyl-CoA oxidase
Cellular component (GO): peroxisome
Molecular function (GO): FAD binding; acyl-CoA oxidase activity; fatty acid binding
Source: RefSeq, a predicted model, not a curated record
AGCUCGGCGAACUCUCUGCAGUGUUCAUUGUCCCCUGCAUACCUCCAUCAUUCAAACCAUACGAACAUGGCUGCUGUGAAGAACGCUCCUCAAUGGGUCCGGGACCUUAAGCCCGCCUCUCCGACCGGUCCGGAGCUCUUGGAGCAAGAACGCAAGAGCAGCAAUGUCAACGUGGAUCAACUUGCCAACUUCCUCUUCACCAAAGAGGCCCGGGAGAAGAAGAGGAAGAUCUUGAAGCUACUCCAAGACGACAAAGUCUUCGACAAGUCCCAGAACUACUUCGCCGGCCGCAUUGACCGUUUCGAGACUGCUCUGGCAAGGGCAAAAGCUCUGCAAAAGCUCGCGGUAAAACACGGCUUGGAUGAUGAUGAGAAGAAGAUUGCGGAGCUCUUGAUCUCCGAGCCCGGGCCAUAUGGACUGCACGAGCACAUGUUCUUGGUCACGUUGAGAGACCAAGGUAGUGAAGAGCAGCGUGAAAAGUUCUUCAAGCCUGCGCAGGCCUACAAGAUCAUUGGAUGUUAUGCCCAGACAGAGCUUGGCCAUGGAAGCAACGUGCGCGGCCUGGAGACCACCGCUACCUGGAACAGCGACGACAAAACUUUUACCCUGCACUCUCCACACUUGACCGCGUCGAAAUGGUGGAUUGGGUCUCUCGGACGAACGGCGAAUCAUGCUGUGGUCAUGGCACAGCUCGUCAUUGAUGGCAAGGGCUACGGUCCGCAUCCAUUUGUGGUGCAAAUCCGUGACCUCAAGACUCAUCAAGCAUUGGAGGGCGUUCACGUGGGCGACAUUGGUCCAAAAUUUGGCUACAAUACCAUGGAUAACGGAUAUCUGCUCUUCAACAAGGUCAAAAUCCCGCAUAUCAGCAUGUUGGCGCGCUUCAGCUCCGUAGACGCAAAGACGAACAAGUAUGUGCGUCCUUCAUCGCCAUCGCUGGUCUACGGUACCUUGACUUGGAUCCGAAGCACCAUUGUCAUGCAAGCUGGUAGCGUGCUGGCGCGCGGUGUCACCAUCGCCACGCGCUACUGUGCUGUGCGAAGGCAAUUCCAAGAUCGCGAUGCCCCCGAGUGGGAGAAGGGCGAGAAUCAAGUGCUCAACUAUACCAUGGUUCAAAUCCGCCUCCUGCCCCUCCUCGCGGCCACAUUCGCGUUGCACUUCACCGGAAAAGGAAUGCAAGCUCUUUAUGAGGCAAAUCACAAGAAGAUGGCCCAGAAGACCUCUGACUCCAACACCACCCGCGGCACCGGCCCCGAGGAGACUCAAAGCUCGUCUGACCUCCUCGCCGAUCUGCACGCCACGUCUUGUGGUUUGAAGUCGCUCGCAUCUUCCGUCGCAGCCGAAGGUCUCGAGGUCUGCCGCCGAGCCUGCGGCGGUCACGGAUAUUCCUCCUUUGGGGGUAUCGGCGCCUGGUACGCCGAUUACCUGCCCACCGCUACCUGGGAGGGCGACAACUACAUGCUCACGCAGCAAGUCGCACGCUACAUGUUGAAGUCCGCACGCUCCGUACUCCAAGGCCAAGAGCCCUCGAACGACACCACGGCCGUUCUCUCUUGGUACCACAAACGCCAAGAUCAAGGCGCCGCUUUCGACAUCCUCGGCAAGGACGAAGACAUUGUCUCCGCCUUUGCCUGGCGCAGCGCCUACCUCACCUUUGAAGCGCUCAAGCACCGUGAGGAGCAGAAGCGCACCUGGAACUCGCUGCUCGUGGACUUUUACCGCCUCAGCAAGGCACACAGCCAGUACAUGGUAGUGAAGAACUUCCACGAAACCAUCGCCACCAACAACAACCUCGACCCGGAGACGCUGUCGCUCCUGCACAAGCUCUUCCGCCUCUACGCCCUGCACACGCUCGAGACCGAGAGCGCGGAGUUCUUCACCUCCGCCGCGGCGACGGUGCGUCAAAUCCAGCUGGCCCGCUCGAAGGCGGUGAUGACGCUCAUGGAGGAGAUUCGCCCGCACGCCGUGCGCUUGGUGGACAGCUGGGACUUCCCGGAUUGGCAGCUGGAUUCGAGCUUGGGACGCUACGAUGGCAAAGUCUAUGAGGACAUGUUCUACCGCGCGAAUGAUCUCAAUCCGUUGAACAGGGUGGACAUUGACCCUUACCCGGACAGCGCGACGCUGUUCCGGAAGAAUGAGAGCGAUGGGCUGAAGAGCAAGUUGUAGGGCUGGUGAUGGAUCUUGUGGAAGAUGUAUUAUGUGCUCUCCUUUAUACAAUCGAGUUUGGAGGUCACCGCGAGGAUAGUACAGUUCGCAGAUUAUUGGCGUUGCGGUGGAGAGCGGACAGUUGGCGAUAGGAAUCAAUGUGAAACUUGUACAAUCCAUGUACCUUAUCUUAGUUCCCAGGCACGUCGUCUUCAUUUUCUU